CGCGAAUCGCCACACUUCUGAUACACUUCUGGUACGAAAAUAAUCACAUUGUCGAAAAUCUUCCGCGGGAACGUUUCACUGGCACAUUUUCGGUCUCUCGGUUCAAUUUGACGUUUCUUCGCGAAAUUUAAUUGUACUAUUUGAAUUUGUUAGUUCACGUUUAAUGGAAAAGAGUGCCGCCAAUCUCACAAAUGAGGUGUCUAUUACGAAGAUCUCUAUCAAGAAGGAACAUUUGAAUGACGACAUAAAGGAGUUUGCAGAGACAGCGAUGAAUGAACUGCUAGGAUGGUAUGGUUACGAUAAUGCGAAAGAUGAUCUGAAAAUGCCCAAAUCUUGCAGGUCUUUCUCGGGAAGUACCAGUUCUAAGUCAUCACCAAAAUCUACAGAAGGAUGUGGUUGGUGUGGGAAAUCAGUAGAAGAAAGUGCUGCCCUGACAGCUGCAUCUGCUGUGUAUUGUUCAGAAAUGUGCUUCUCUCAGUCCAGGAGGGCCAACUUCAAGAAGAGCAAGACUUGUGAUUGGUGUCGACAUGUACGACAUACUGUAUCCUACGUCGAUUUUCAAGAAGGCGCAUCCCAACUCCAGUUCUGCUCCGACAAAUGCCUGAACCAAUACAAGAUGCACAUCUUCUGCAGAGAAACCCGCGCCCACCUUGAACUACACCCCCACUUGCACUCUGAAGACUCGACCAGCAGCAACCUAAUCACCCCCGAUCUCUGGCUGAAGAACUGCAAAUCCCCAGGCAAGCGUUCCCCCUCCCCCUCCGACGCAAGAGCCCCGGAAAAACCUCCGCAGACAUCCCCCCUGCCAUUGAUCUCCCUCGCUCACCCCUCCAAGCUGACGGAAUCCUCGGAGAGCAGAAGGCGCAGACUGAAAGCGCAGAAAAAGAACAGGAAGCGGAUGCCGGCGACUGUCACGUGCACCAGCCUGCCCAAGGAGUCCCCGGAGGGGCCCCAGGACCUCAGAGUGAGGCAUACUCCUACUGAUUUCGAAGAAAAAGAGCCCGAGCAGCAAGAUAAGCUCUUCAGACCCAUAGCAUCGCCACCUAGACUGCCAGUGCCAGCAGAUGAAGCCUCUGCAGUAGCUCCUCCCGCUCCUGGAAGGAAGCUUUUCGACAGCCUCUUACCCCCGCCCACUAUAAUCGUUCCUUAUCCUAUUAUCCUGCCCCUACCGAUACCAAUACCUAUCCCUAUACCUUUGCCUUUCAAGAAGGAGGAGCCUAAGGUGGAAAAGAAGGACGGUUUUAGCCAAACUGAGGUUGAGGAGCUGAAGCAAGUGGAGGUGAUUGUCGUUGGUGCUGUUAAGGAGGAGGAGGAGGAGGCGGCUAAGCCUCCCGGAAGGCCGCUGAGGAAGAGGAAAGCAGUUGGCGUGAGGGGUGCUAUGAAAACUAGAAAAGUGAUAUCCAAUAUUAAUAAUAAUUAAGCAUCAUUGAAUACAUUAAUCUAGUAAAUAAACAAACAUUGAUUAAAAAAUGCCGAUCCAUGUUUUUUAUUCCUUUUUCACCUUUGCAUAGCUUCAAAUCAUUUUCAACUAAUCACCCCCGA
This is a messenger RNA of Phaedon cochleariae (mustard beetle), 1542 nucleotides long. The record is from the annotation of a GenBank genome assembly. Lineage: Eukaryota; Metazoa; Arthropoda; Insecta; Coleoptera; Chrysomelidae.